AUGCUCCAUAUCUGGCCCGAACCUUGGACCUUCAAGCAGACCAUCGCUUCUCUCUUCACGUCGGAGCCGAGUCUGCAAUCCCAGAUAACCCAAACAGACACGUGGAAAGAAGAAGGAAAUUAUCCAAUGUACAACGUCUGGAGCCCCGCCUUUUUCGGAACCACUCUCCCGCAACCAGGCACCGCCCCAUCCAAGUUGACUCGAAAUGACUUGAUAGUCACGCGAUGGAAAGAAGACAAAGAAGAAGAAGACACGGUAUCAUUGGAAAAGGAAGAUAUCACGACCUUAUCUUUCAGCUCGGAGGAUAUUAUCGGUACUGUCGAUGUCGAUCUUCCCCCAAUGCUCUGCUGCAAGUGUUGUUUCCGGUAUCGGGGCUGUAUCAGGUUAGCCAACGGCGAACGCUGGCGAUUCACCGAAGAGCUCCAAGAAUACUUCCAGUUUGCCCGGGAGUGGGGAAACGUGUCGUCGAAGAUUGGAGGGCCUGGAGACUUGAAUCAAACCCGUACGACUAGUAUCUCGUGGUAUCGUUACCACGAUUGGAUCUGGCCGGAGGGAGAGACAAAGCCGGAACUGCCAUUUUCAACGAACAAGAAUACACAUAUUUGUCGGGUGAGCUUGAGAGCUGCGCGCAGCUCUGCGAGCCUGAGUUCAAAGAGGGAUCUCCAGAAAAAUCCAACUCUCGCGGUUAUGAAUGAAGAUGGGUUUAUUUUCCUGGAUACCUUGCCGCAAGGGCAGGGGCUUGAAGCAGGUGGCCUACGGGACUUGAUCGUACUAACUGGUCUUGCUGUUGCAAAUUAUGAGCAGCGCUCAGGCAACAAGAAGUAG
Messenger RNA from Penicillium cosmopolitanum, 825 nucleotides. RefSeq lists its product as uncharacterized. Lineage: Eukaryota; Fungi; Ascomycota; Eurotiomycetes; Eurotiales; Aspergillaceae. The transcript has a single exon. The record is from RefSeq and is a predicted model, not a curated record. The coding region runs from base 1 to 825 and encodes 274 amino acids.